UGGGAGUUUGACCUCCGCCGCCGCCAACCGCCGCCUCAGCUUGCGCCGCCGCCGCCGCCGCGCACGCCAUGGGAGCCGUGACUGACGUUUGGAUCAAGUGUUUUGGAACCCCAAGAAAGUCAGAUAUGAGUUCGCAAGAGGCUAGAUUUCCUUGCCAACCUGCCUAUAGAAAGGAAAUGCUAAUCCUCAUUGGUAGAUCACACUAUUACAAUUUCCCCAAAGCAGAUGAAGUCAUACGCAAACGUCUCCUAAUUGAUGGAGAUGGUGCUGGAGAUGAUCGGAGAAUUAAUCUGCUAGUGAAAAGUUUCAUUAAAUGGUGUAAUUCUGGAUCACAGGAAGAGGGAUAUAGCCAGUACCAACGCAUGCUGAGCACACUGUCCCAAUGUGAAUUUUCAAUGGGCAAAACAUUGCUGGUUUAUGAUAUGAAUCUCAGAGAAAUGGAAAAUUAUGAAAAAAUUUACAAAGAAAUAGAAUGUAGUAUUGCUGGAGCACAUGAAAAAAUUGCUGAAUGCAAAAAGCAGAUUCUUCAAGCAAAACGAAUACGAAAAAAUCGCCAAGAAUAUGAUGCUUUGGCAAAAGUGAUCCAGCAUCAUCCAGAUAGGCAUGAGACUUUAAAAGAACUAGAAGCUCUGGGAAAAGAAUUAGAGCAUCUUUCACAUAUUAAAGAAAGUGUUGAAGAUAAGCUGGAAUUGAGACGGAAACAAUUUCAUGUUCUUCUUAGUACCAUCCAUGAACUGCAGCAAACAUUGGAAAAUGAUGAAAAGCUCUCAGAGGUAGAAGAAUCUCAGGAAACAAGCAUGGAAACAGAUUCUAAGCCAUAGACAGGCUAGUCACUCACCAUUUCCAAGAAUAUUGAAGUAGCAGUAUGAUCUUAUUGUGCUUAGAAUUUGUUGUGCUCUUGAGAUAAAGUUUUGGCAGUGAACUACUUUGCUUUUAAAUAUUAAUGCACAAUUCUUUCAUAUUUCUUUACAUAAAGAAAAAUGAUGUCGGUAUAGAUUUCUUGUUAUUUAAAUGCCUUUUUUUAAUCCUUAAAAGAUUGGAAGCAACAUCCAAAUGUUCAAUAAAGUGUUUUCAAGUCAAAUAUGUUUGUGUUUGUUAG
Messenger RNA from Talpa occidentalis (Iberian mole), 1099 nucleotides. RefSeq names its product THO complex subunit 7 (gene THOC7). The transcript is spliced from 9 exons. Gene Ontology annotation, biological process: mRNA processing; mRNA export from nucleus. Gene Ontology annotation, cellular component: THO complex part of transcription export complex. The coding region runs from base 69 to 821 and encodes 250 amino acids. The record is from RefSeq and is a predicted model, not a curated record. Lineage: Eukaryota; Metazoa; Chordata; Mammalia; Eulipotyphla; Talpidae.